This is a messenger RNA of Hemibagrus wyckioides, 2606 nucleotides long. It is a transcript of the gene akt1s1, whose product is annotated as AKT1 substrate 1 (proline-rich). Bases 265 to 1320 code for a protein of 351 amino acids. The record is from RefSeq and is a predicted model, not a curated record. Gene Ontology annotation, biological process: neurotrophin TRK receptor signaling pathway; negative regulation of TOR signaling; negative regulation of protein kinase activity. Gene Ontology annotation, cellular component: cytoplasm. NCBI's taxonomy places the organism in Eukaryota, Metazoa, Chordata, Actinopteri, Siluriformes, Bagridae. The transcript is spliced from 6 exons.
CACUGUAAACAGCUGCGCGCAUGCGCGUUCAGUCUCGGGCAGCAAGAGAGACUGAGAGAGAGAGACCGAGAAGAACAGAAGAGCAAACCUAUUAAUUCAAGAAUUUUUUAGGGGAAAAAAGUUGAAAGAAUUUGGAGUGUACGGCAUCAUCAGCGUCUCGUCUCAUCUCGCCUGUCAGCUCCCCGAGACUCUAAACUCAUCAACUAUAAGCUAACACUACACACAGAUCACCUCCGUGUCCCGUUUGAUGUGAUACGCUUCGCCAUGGCCUCCAUCUCCAAAACCUCCGAGCUGGACAUCCCGGAUAACUACCAGGAGAGCUGGCAGGCUCUUCUCGCUGCGGCCGAGGUGUACAGCCAGAAAUCAGGCUGCGACCUGGCCAUCCUGACCGCCUGCAAGAAGUUCCUCCCAUCCGGCACCGAGGGAGACGCUGCAAAAAAGAGAGAAGGGGGCGGAGCCAUGCCGGCGGGAGGCAGGAAGUGGGAUUACGGAUAUCACGUGUGGGGUCAGGGGGCGCUUGCCGAGGCGUCACGGCGAUACCUGGACGACAUUGGCGUGCUCCAUUCUACCACUGUGCUGACGGCGCAGAGACACGCCCGCCUCGCCACAGGGGAAGGCGGGGCCAAACUGGGUGUGGACAUUCCCUCCGAGAGGCCGACGUCCGUGGGUGAGGGAGGUUCGGGCUCGGUCAGUCCCGGACUGAGGCUGUACUCUCAGAGCUACCCGUCCAUCUACAGUCCAACGGCGGUCAGCGUCCUCCCCUCGGUCCAACAGGGGAAUGGAGGGAGAGAGAGAGACAGAGCGGCUCUGGAGGAGGUGGAGAGAGCGAGGGAGAGGGCCGGAAUCGUGGAUCUGGAGGAGGAAGAGGAGGAUGGAGAGGAGGAUGAUAUGGGUGGACGCAGACGCAAUCUCAACGAGUCGACAGGUGUGUUCUCCAUGGAUGAGGAUUCUCUGUCUCACGACUGUGAGCCAUUUUUCGAGUCGGAUGGUGAAGAGGAAAGCACAGACGGUUCUCUGAGUGAGGAAGCUCCUCCUCCUCCUCGAGGCCUGGCUAUGGGUCACUCAGCUCUCUCUCGCCCGUCUAACCCCACGGCUCUGGCACGCUCUCUGCCUGUCUUGGUACCUGUGUGGGGCUACAGGAACAACCGGUCAGCGCAGGGUGACUCCCACAGUGGAGAACGAGUUGGUUGCGCAGAUCUGGAUUACAUUGCCGCCAGCAUGAAGGCUCUUUUAGCUCCGGCAGCCACCGAUGGAACAGAGAUGUUCGGAGCGCUGCCUCGACCUCGCCUCAACACGGGCGACUUCUCCCUCAAGCACUGAUGAUGGACGUGUGUGUGUGAGAGAGAGAGAGACAUGAUUUGAGAGACAUGACGUGAAAGGAGUGUGUGUGGAACUGAACUGGGAUGUAAAUACGACCCCAACCUGUUAUUUUUUUUAGAACUCUAAGACAGAUUUCAACAUUUAACUCUCUCUCUCUUUCUUUUUUUUUUUUUAAAAAAAAAUCAAGGCAUAAAAGAAAGAGUUUAAAGAUGUUACAGAUCUCUCUUUAGAGCUGUUCUAGGAUCAGCGUUUGCCUAGGAUCAGCGUACCUGAAUGUAGGCGUUUCCCGGAUCGGGGGGUGAGGGGGCAUUCUUGUUCACAAGGGCGUUUUCCGGAUCUGAUCUCUGGUGUGCGUUUCAGUCACGUUGAACUGUGAAGUAGAGCUCAGCGAUACCAUCACGCGAUACCGAUACCGUGAUACGUCAUUACCAUUACAAGUGUUCAUAUCACGUGUUGGUGGUUUAUUAUCUCCAACGAUUAGAUUUGUUUAUAUUUUCCUUUUUAAAGUUAUUUUUCUCUCAACAUCGUGCUCAUAUCUGUCUCGUCAAAUCGUCUUCAAGCAUGGCAGUGAGAGAUCACCCCACUCCUUAUUCUGAACGAUCAGGGGGCGGAGCUUUAACCUCAGUCUCUGCCUGCAACCAUUUUUUUUUUCUUACCUAAAAUGUCCUUGUGAACUCGGGAAUAGAGAAGGCAGAUCGGAUUUUUCCUCAAUUAAUAAUAUUUUACUGACGUGAACGCGAGAAGAAAUCCGUUUAAACACGUCUGCAUCGAGAUCUGAUUCGGAAAUCCUUAGCGUGAGCGUCCGCUGUAGACGACGACUUCCGCUUGUGCUUGACCGCUUCCUGUUCUCUAAUCUAGCAAAAAAAGAUCAUUAGUGUAACGUUAGCUGGAUGUUUGCUCGCUUCCCGGUUAGCCGUUCUGUCACUAAAACUCUGCUAGAUCUCAGAUCUUAUCCUCCAGCGCCUCGCUUUCGGUCACGUGACAUUUCAAGCCGUGAAACACUAAGAAUCGGCGCGUGGCGCAUUGGUGGUUGUAGUUGAUGGCGUAUGAAGCUAGUUUACACACUGACGCUGAUGUGGAGGGAGGGCUCGUGGAGGUUAAUAAACACUAUGUUCUUUAGAAAGCCACACUACACUAUCGUUCUUUGAGGUGAUUUUAUUUUUUUUUUUGGCGCUAACACGAUAAGCGCCUGGGUAACGACAUGAUGAUGAUGAUGAUGAUGAUGCACAUUUCGCACCAUGUGUUCAGUGUUUAAACAAUUUUUUCAAUAAAACUGAUUGUUUGUU